CGACGGAAGGGCCCGGCGGCCCCUACAGGUGCGCGGGGCGGGAGAGCCCUCGGCCCCUCUGGGAGCCCCUCGCGCGCCCCCCGAGCUUCCCGGCCGCGGCGCUCUCGCUUCAGCCUCGCGGGACACCGCGACGCAGGUGUGAAAAUCACAAAUGUCAUCAAAUGAUGGAAGAUCCAGGAUUCGGGAGAGGGGCUACAAUGAGGUCCCAGGGGACUUCCCCUAUCAAGAUGGCACCAUAAGAACCCUCCAGACUCUUCACGACAGUGAGCUGGCUGUGAGCGCUGAUCCUCUGCCACCUCCCCCUCUCCCAUUACAACCCCCAUUCGGCCCAGACUUCUACUCAAGUGACACAGAGGAACCAGCCAUUGCUCCAGACCUCAAGCCUGUAAGACGCUUUGUCCCUGACUCCUGGAAGAACUUCUUCAGGGGAAAGAAAAAGGACCCACAAUGGGAUAAGUCAGUGUCUGACAUCCGAUACAUCUCCGAUGGUGUGAAAUGUUCACCUCCGGCCUCUCCAUCAAGACCCAACCACCGUUCUCCCCUCUACUACAAAGAUCCUUCUGGAGGGUCAGAAGGCCCCUUUAAUUCCCCGAAAGAGGCUGAUUCAAUGUUUCCCCAGGAUCCCUAUGCAUCUCUAGACCGACACACCCAGACUGCUCAAACAUACAGCGAGAAGGUAGAGGAGUACAACCUGAGGUAUUCCUACAUGAAGUCUUGGGCAGGCCUGCUGAGAAUUCUGGGUGUGGUAGAGCUGCUGCUGGGGGCUGGCGUGUUCGCAUGUGUCACAGCUUACAUUCACAAGGACAGCGAGUGGUAUAACUUGUUUGGAUAUUCACAACCAUAUGGCAUGGGAGGCAUUGGUGGCCUGGGCAGUAUGUAUGGGGGCUAUUACUACAGUGGUCCCAAGACCCCUUUUGUACUGGUGGUUGCUGGAUUAGCUUGGAUCGCUACCAUUAUUGUUCUGGUUCUUGGCAUGUCCAUGUAUUACCGUACCAUUCUUUUGGACUCUAAUUGGUGGCCCCUAACUGAAUUUGGAAUUAAUGUUGCCUUGUUUAUCUUGUACAUGGCUGCAGCCAUAGUCUAUGUGAAUGAUACCAACCGAGGUGGACUUUGCUACUAUCCUUUAUUUAAUACACCAAUAAAUGCAGUGUUCUGCCGGGUGGAAGGAGGACAGAUAGCAGCGAUGAUCUUCCUUUUUGUCACCAUGAUUGUUUAUCUUAUCAGUGCUCUGGUUUGCCUAAAGCUCUGGAGGCAUGAGGCAGCCCGGAGACACAGGGAAUAUAUGGAACAACAAGAGAUAAAUGAGGCAUCAUUGCCAUCGAAAAGGAAAAUGUGUGAAAUGGCCACCAGUGACAAACAGAGAGACCCAGAAGUUAAUUUAAAAGACUUGAGAACAACAAAAAUGAAACCUGAACUGCUGAGUGGCCACAUCCCUGCAGGUCACAUUCCUAAACCCAUCGUGAUGCCUGACUACGUGGCAAAAUAUCCUGUGAUUCAGACAGAAGAUGAACGGGAACGCUAUAAAGCUGUGUUCCAAGAUCAGUUUUCAGAGUACAAAGAGCUAUCUGCAGAAGUUCAAGCCGUAUUGAGGAAGCUUGAUGAGCUGGAUUCAGUGAUGAGCAGGUUGCCACAACAUUCAGAAAACCGACAGGAACAUGAGAGAAUUUCAAAAAUCCAUGAAGAGUUUAAGAAAAAAAAGAAUGAUCCUUCAUUUCUGGAAAAAAAAGAACGCUGUGAAUACCUCAAGAAUAAACUCUCUCACAUAAAGCAAAGAAUUCAAGAAUAUGAUAAAGUAAUGAACUGGGAUAUAAAUGGUUAUUCUUAAGCCUUAUCUGAAACUACUUUUUUUAUAACAGAUUUACUAUUUAUAUUCUGCUUUUGUAUGCUAAUCUUUGUGGUAGAGAAGUAAGUGCUUCCUGAAUCAGAUCCUCAUUGGUCUAACUGGUGUGCAGUGUUAAUCAGUAUGAUUCGCUCAAACAUUUCAAAACAGUUUCAACUCAUUGGAAGACUGAGGCAGAAUGAGUUUAAGUUCAAGGCUAACUUGGGCAAUAUAUUUUGAUGUGGUGGUGAGGAUCGAACCCAGUGCCUCACACAUGGGAGACGAGCACUCUGCCACUGAGCCACAACUCCAGCCCCUGAACUUGGGCAAUAUAGUUAUACCUGUCUCAAAAAUAAAAUUAAAAAAAAAAAAAGCUGGGGAUGUAACUCAGUGAGAGAGACCCUGGGUUCA
This is a messenger RNA of Sciurus carolinensis (gray squirrel), 2230 nucleotides long. It is a transcript of the gene Marveld2, whose product is annotated as MARVEL domain containing 2. Gene Ontology annotation, cellular component: cytoplasmic vesicle; apical plasma membrane; bicellular tight junction. The coding region runs from base 152 to 1825 and encodes 557 amino acids. Gene Ontology annotation, biological process: bicellular tight junction assembly. The record is from RefSeq and is a predicted model, not a curated record. The transcript has 7 exons. NCBI's taxonomy places the organism in Eukaryota, Metazoa, Chordata, Mammalia, Rodentia, Sciuridae.